AUGCCCCUUGGAAGAAUGAAACGGUCGAAAAGCAGCCUAAAAGCAGCUGCUCAGGCACCUAAAGCGGAUAAGGCUGAGCAAGAUGCUCAAGUGUUAUCACCCGAAAAUGUGCCUUUGGGGAAUUAUAUACCACAGGUUGAAGAUGUUAAACCGGAUAGGGACGUUACUAACCCAGUUUUACUUGGAGUAAACAACGACAUAGAUCUUGAUCUCGAGAUCAUUUUUCUGGAUUAUGCCUUUCCUUUUCUCUUUCCCUUCUACCGCCCUUCAAUCUUUGAAGGAGGACGCGGCUGGCUGUUAGCGACAUUGAGAAACAGCAUGCCACUAUUCCAUACCGCCAUGGGCUUUUCGACCUAUUUCUUCACCUUAGUUAUGGCGAAUAUUGCUAAUGGUCAUGAUGAACAUGAGGCCUGCAGGCGAUUGAUUGAGCGCAAACUCACUUCUCAUAUUGAUAAUGCAAUCAGCUCCAUACGAAAGGGAAUACAAGAUCUCCAUGCUAGCCCGGUCCCGAUAUCGGUUUUUGGAAAGGCACAUCUCCUGGAAGGUGUCGUACAGUUGUUAGUAUUUGACACAAACAUUGCAAGGACUACAGAAUGGAGCGUCCACAUAACUGCUGCCGUCUCACUGCUCAAAGAGCUGUUGGAACUGCCCGAGCCUCGUGGCCAGCUAGCUGAUCUCACCUCGAUAUUUGUUAUGAUGCAGCGGCCCGGAUGGUCGACUGAGACACCAAGUCAUAGAAUGUGGAACAGCGAUCAAAGUGCCCUACGAUUUCACGUUGCUUUUAUCAUUUUUGCGGACAUAAUAUCUGCGACCACACUGGGAGAUGUGCCUAAAUUGCGAGAGCAUUAUACGCGCCUAAUUAAACCUAGAGCUGAAGUGACUCAUCCAAGUCAAAUAUUAGAAUUGGGAGACUUUGUUGGCUGCCAAGGUUGGGUUCUUCUUUUAAUAGCUGAUAUUGCCGUUUUUAUAGAAGGCAAAAAAUCCAGGCGUGUACUCGGAGAAGAUCUGCUUUCUAAGGGCAAAAAACUUUCUGCAGACCUUCAGAAUGGCAUAGCUGGUCUUAAUGCCAAUAUGCAGCAGCCUAUGGCCACUCCAGCUCUUCCUCAGGCUUAUGUCCAUCCUGAGACUCUACUACAAAGUUUAGACACCAUAUCGAUUAGCCUAAUAUGGGCACACGCAGCCGUCCUCUACCUAUACGUCGCUACUUCCGGGUGGCAAGAGCAAGACCAAGAGGUUCGGGAAAAUGUUUCAUCAGUAUUACACCUUUUACAACAGAUUCAUUCUCCGGCAAUCUUGCGUAGUCUUGCUUGGCCUUUUUGUGUCGCUGGUUGCCUUGCUCCCAAAAGUCAAGAAGCCGAGUUUAGGCAGAUUGCUUCCAAAAUGGGUUCGUUGUCAGCAUUUGGCACACUAAAUGAGGCAUUGAAGAUAAUGGAGAGAGUAUGGAACACUCGUGGAGAGAAAGACGCCGAAACAUGGGAUUUCAUUUGUUGUUUUAGUAUAAUGGGAUCAAUACCAUUGCUUAUAUAA
This is a messenger RNA of Trichoderma asperellum CBS 433.97, 1527 nucleotides long. RefSeq lists its product as uncharacterized. Gene Ontology annotation, biological process: regulation of DNA-templated transcription. NCBI's taxonomy places the organism in Eukaryota, Fungi, Ascomycota, Sordariomycetes, Hypocreales, Hypocreaceae. Gene Ontology annotation, molecular function: DNA-binding transcription factor activity, RNA polymerase II-specific; zinc ion binding. The record is from RefSeq and is a predicted model, not a curated record.